UCGCCAACCGCUUAUCCCGCCGUCCGUUCCAAGGUUUGGCUGCGACCUGCACUGCGACUUCUGCUUCGAGCCUCGCCUUAGCCUAGUUCGCCGCUCAGCACCGAACUUCAAAACGAGGGCCUUCCCCCGCUUUUGAAACCCUUCCACAUCAUCCUCUUGCAUCAUUUCAAUACCGACCCGAGGAACGUCUUCUUCAACAUGCAGGAAGUCCAGAGGUCCUAUCCGGAGCGCGGUUACGCAGCAGCUCCCCCCAACUACCGCGUCGAAGGUGACGAUAUCUUCUCCGAGGGCAAGAAGAGCGACCCCGAGCUCAACAUGCCUCUCGACAAGACUGCUACCGUGCAGGAGGGCUCCGAGAGAUUCAACAAACUGGGAUGGAAGCGCCUUACCAUCUGCUUGAUCGUCGAGGCCAUCGCUCUUGGAUCCCUCAGUAUUCCCAGCGCAUUUGCAAAGCUGGGGAUGGUUGCUGGUGUCAUCAUGUGCGUAGGCCUAGGUUUGAUCGCUAUCUAUACGUCAUACGUCGUCGGUCAGGUCAAAAUGCGCUACCCGCACGUCAAUCACUACUCGGACGCCGUGCAGCUUAUCUGGGGUCGCUUCGGAUACGAGCUUGUCGGAGUCAUGUUCGCGCUAUUCCUGAUUCUGCUCGUUGGAUCUCACGCUUUGACCGGCACAAUCGCGUUCAUCAACAUCAUCGACAACUACCAGAUCUGCGCGCUGGCAUGGAGUGUGGUCUCCCUGGUCAUUCUGUUGAUCCUUGCCCUGCCACCGUCAUUUGCUGAGUUCGCGAUUCUGGGUUACAUCGAUUUCGUCAGUAUCAUCAUUGCUAUCAUAGUCACCAUUGUCGCAACCGGUGUUCAGGCGCACAACGCACCCGGUGGUCUUUCCGCGGUUCCUUGGUCCGCAUGGCCUCCGGAGGGCACCACAUUCUACGAGGCAUUCCUGGCAACCACCAACAUCGUCUUCGCCUACUCCUUCGCUGUCUGCCAGUUCUCCUUCAUGUCCGAGAUGCACACUCCUACCGACUACGUCAAGUCCAUCUGGGCCCUCGGACUGAUCGAAAUCUUCAUCUACACCCUGACCGGAGCGCUCAUCUACGCCUUCGUCGGUGUCGAUGUCAAGUCCCCCGCCCUGCUCUCCGCAGGUGAUACCGUGUCCCGCAUUGCCUUCGGUAUCGCCCUGCCUGUCAUUUUCAUCUCCGGAUCAAUCAACGGCACCGUCGUCGGCAGGUAUAUUAUGGACCGCGCAUUCCCCAACUCUCCCAUCCGCUACGUCAAGGGUGCUCGUGGCUGGGCUGUUUGGUUCUGCCUGAUCACCAUCGUCACCAUCAUUGGCUGGAUCAUCGCUGAGGCUAUCCCCUUCUUCAACGCGCUGCUUGGUCUUAUCUCAGCCCUCUUCAUCUCCGGUUUCACAUUCUACUUCCCCGCGCUGUUCUGGUUCCAGCUUGUCAGGGAGGGCGGCUGCUUCUCGAGCACUAAGAACAUCCUUCUUACCAUUUUGAAUGCUCUGGUGUUUAUUAUUGGUAUUGUCAUUCUUGGUGCUGGUACCUACGCCUCUGUUGAGGACAUCAUCCACCAGUACAGCAGCGGCUCGGUCCGCAGCGCGUUCACGUGCUCCGCUGCCUCGUACGCUUAGAGGAAAGACUGAGUGCAUUUAACAAGGCGUUUGUUGUUUACAUAACAGUCAUAGGAGACUGGUCGAUGCAUUUGGGUACAUUUGCAUGAGCGGCGAGAUACCAACGCAUGUAUUAUUUCACGAUCUACGAAUUGGA
This is a messenger RNA of Macroventuria anomochaeta, 1768 nucleotides long. Its product is annotated as N amino acid transport system protein. Gene Ontology annotation, molecular function: amino acid transmembrane transporter activity. The transcript has a single exon. Gene Ontology annotation, cellular component: vacuolar membrane. Gene Ontology annotation, biological process: amino acid transmembrane transport. The coding region runs from base 199 to 1632 and encodes 477 amino acids. The record is from RefSeq and is a predicted model, not a curated record. Lineage: Eukaryota; Fungi; Ascomycota; Dothideomycetes; Pleosporales; Didymellaceae.